Asterias rubens (European starfish) is the source of this 1833-nucleotide messenger RNA. RefSeq names its product myb/SANT-like DNA-binding domain-containing protein 3. Lineage: Eukaryota; Metazoa; Echinodermata; Asteroidea; Forcipulatida; Asteriidae. The transcript is spliced from 2 exons. The coding region runs from base 179 to 1057 and encodes 292 amino acids. The record is from RefSeq and is a predicted model, not a curated record.
AAGCUCUAUACAGCUCGGCGCCAUUGUUAAUCCGAUCUCAUCAGAGUUCGACAUACCACACUGUCUCUAUAUGCUGGAGUGCAUGCAUGCAUACAUGUAAUAGCAUACACGCAGUGAUAAAGGCAAGCGCUCUUUCCGGGUACUAGUAAUAGUACCAUACACAUUGCUCUAGCUCUAUAUGCAAUCAUACACAACACACACAGCAAGGAACACAGCUCAAACAUUCAUGAUGUCUACCAAGCGGCUGCAUUUUUCAAUUUUGGAACGCAAUUUUUUACUUCGACUCCUCGAAGAAAACAUAGACAUCGUUGAGUCCAAGUGCAACGAUGGAAUUACGAUGAGACGCAAGGACGAAACGUGGGCAAGGAUUGUCUCAAGAUUCAAUGCCGAACCCAGCGUUGUGAAAAGGACACCGAGACAGCUGCGCAAAUGCUGGACCAACAUGAAAAUGCGCGCAAAGAAGUCAGACGGUUCGUCAAGUCUACCGGGGUUGGUUGCGCGCCAUACUCCACAGAAACAUGAGACGAGGGAGGGACCUGUUUCUGUGCGCUUGCAACCGGACUCAGAUCAGAUGGGUGUGAAAUAUGAUUCGGUCUUUAGCGGUAGUGGUGAAAGUGGUGCAGACAGUGCCAAUGGUACAGAUGUUAAGAUGAUCCCUGUGGAAUGCUGGUCAGACAACGAAGUUGAUGGCUCAUACUCGGGGCUUGGAGGUGGGAGCGAAGAUGAAGAUGGAGAUGAGGGAAGUUACCACCAGCAAGAUGUAGAAGAACGAGCAAGGGCAGAUUUCCAUACAAGUGAAACAGACUUUAGACAUGAAACAGCCGCUGAUUCCAACAACAGCCAAUGGACAGGCAUGGAUUACACGCGCAAUGAGCACGAGGCCAAGAUGUCGCUGUUGACAAUCCAGAUGGAGACGGCUCAUGAGCAGCGGGAGCUAGCCCGGGAGAUGCGGGAACAGACGAGACAGAGACACCGUCUUGAGAUGCAGGUACUGGAAGAGAAGAGGCGAUACAGGAGGAUGAAGAUGAACAGGAUGUCUUCUCAAGGAAAAAGCUAGCAAGGGGGACGGACCCAAAUUCAUAAAGCUGCAGAAAAUACUGCUUGACAAAAAAAUCAAUUUCUUUGCUCAGCAAAACAUGAGAUGAGUAAGUUGACAACCUCAUGCAGAUAGGCGACAAUAAUAAACUGACAUCGUAACACUGAGGCAUGUGCUCGAUUUCAUGAAAUUGAGAAACAAAAGAUUACCAAAUAUCACCACGAUGUUGCUCUAUGGUCAAACUAUAAAGAACACACGCUGUAUGAACAUCAAACUCUCGGUCAAUGAGAAACUCUCUCUUCUAUUGUAAAGUAUUUUUGUUUUGUUUAUCCUCCAUAUCAAACCAUAGUCGGGGAUCAAAUGAUUCACUUCAUAAUGAUUGUAAUGUAUGACCGACAACAUAUAAAAUGAGCGACAUGUCGGAUAUGUAGAUGGCGUAAAUGAGUGUAAAGAACUACCUAUUUCAAAUUGCUUUUUCAACCAAAAGGACCUAUAUGAAAAUGCACAAAAUUGUCACUGGCCUGGCGUUUCGACCCUAGCAGAGUCAUUGUCGAAAGGCGCCCGUGCAUGCCGACGGCUAGAACAGGAACACGUUGAUGCCAUAUCUUUCUCAGCUGCAAGGAUGAUUAGCCUCCAAAAGUUAUUGUUUAAUUAUUAAAGUUCGCGAUUUAAGUUCAGAUCACACGAGACUUAUAGUUGUUAUACUCGGAUCAGCCUUUUUUUGCAGUUUUGUUUAGAGUCAUAUACACGGUUUUGAAGAAAUGUAUUAAAGUCUUGUUUUUGUUUUUAUAAACUUA